UGGUAGGUCUGUUUUACAUUCGUCAGACAGCUGGAGCUCGUGACCCAAACUCGUGAUUUAUAUCCAUCAACCCUGCUAAUCUUUUCCAUUUUCAAAACUGCGAACCCAGCGAUUCAUUUUUUCGAACAUUUAACUUUUAAUUUACCAGUCUUGUCUGUCCACAUCUAUCAAAAAUGUCGAGAGUAAUGAAGAAAAAGGUUUUGUUGAUGGGCAAAAGUGGAUCCGGAAAAACCAGUAUGAGAUCCAUCAUCUUUGCCAACUACAUUGCUCGAGACACGCGUAGACUUGGGGCCACAAUUGACGUCGAGCAUUCGCAUGUCAGAUUUCUUGGAAACCUCGUGUUAAACCUCUGGGAUUGCGGAGGUCAAGAGGCAUUCAUGGAAAAUUACUUUGCGAGUCAGCGAGACAAUAUUUUUCGCAACGUCGAGGUUCUGAUCUACGUUUUUGACGUUGAGAGUAGAGAGCUGGACAAGGACAUGCAUUACUACCAAAGUUGCCUGGAGGCAAUUCUGCAGAAUUCUCCAGAGGCUAAAGUUUUCUGUCUGGUGCACAAAAUGGACUUGGUCCAAGAAGAUCAGCGAGACAUGAUUUUCCAAGAAAGAGAGGAUGACUUGAAGCGCCUGUCAAAACCACUGAACUGCACCUGCUUCCGCACAUCCAUCUGGGACGAGACCCUUUACAGGGCGUGGUCAAGCAUUGUCUAUAUGCUCAUUCCAAAUGUGAAGGAGCUGGAGCACAGUCUGCAAGAAUUUGCCAAUAUAAUCGACGCAGACGAGGUGCUCCUUUUUGAAAGGGCCACCUUCCUUGUCAUUUCCCAUUCAGAGCGCCGAAGUCAUAAGGACAUACACAGAUUUGAGAAAGUCAGCAACAUUAUUAAGCAGUUCAAACUUAGCUGCAGCAAACUGGCUGCUCAGUUCCAAAGCAUGGAGGUUGUCAACUCGAGUUUUGCUGCUUACAUAGACAUGUUCACCCCUAACACAUACGUAAUGGUCAUCCUGUCUGAUCCAACUAUUCCAUCUGCUGCCACUUUGAUUAACAUUCGGAACGCGAGAAAGCACUUUGAGAAACUGGAAAACCAAAGCCAGCAGGGUCAACUUUUGCCUGCUCGUCCAAACUAGUGUGGUCUGUGAAAAGAAUGACAUAUUUUUAUAAUGGUGACGUGAAGCAGUGGUGAUAUGUGACAGACUGCACUCUGCCUAGUUUUAAUGAGUGAAGCUGGUUGCCCCGGCGACCAUUCUCUAAUUGAUUGCUCUCAUUUUUUUAUUCACACAAAUUAUUUUAGAUUGCCCUGCGGACUAGUUUUCCACAUUACUUCCACUUCAACUGAUUUUGUUUACAACAUUUUAAUAAUUAAUAGGCAAAAAAUUCACUUUUAGGAGCUAUUAGCUUGGAAAAUUAUGACUGAAAAAAAAUAAUUAAAUGUGAAAACUCUUAUGUACAUAAUGCUGUUGAUAUUUUUUUAGAUGAACAAAGCGCUUUUCCAAGGUUGUCAUAACAAUAAAAUGCUCUCAUUUUUGCGCGGCGCGAAUUUAAUUACGCUCUCGCUGAAAGUGGCGUGCGAAUGAAAUUUUGUAAUUUAUGGUGACGCCCUGAAAAGUAGCGGAGUGCUUGAUUGCAUUGCCCGAUAGAUUAAAAUGCUGUCAAACGCAGCCCGCGGUAACACAUCAUGAAGAGACAGAUCAAUAAUUUCAACACAGUGAGUCUGUGCAAAAACUAUCAAAUAUAAUGCUAUAUAGAACGGACGCGAUCCAAGCGGAAAGACGACGGCGGCGCGGUGAGCGUGUGCAUGUCUGCAAAAAGAUUACAUUACCGACCGUUUGUGUACAUAGUUUAAAAAAUACAUACAUAUUCUAAUAUUGAAUCCGUCUUUUGUUUCAAAUAUGUCUCGCCACAAUGUAUACAAGCGCUGCAUAUUAAAAUGGAAAUUAGUCUGCGCGAUAUCCUUUGUAAUCUCAACAAAUCAAAAUUAAUCUGUAUAUCAUGAUUUCGAUUGAUUAAAGAACAAGUAU
Molecule: messenger RNA, 2009 nt
Organism: Neocloeon triangulifer
Lineage: Eukaryota; Metazoa; Arthropoda; Insecta; Ephemeroptera; Baetidae
Gene: RagA-B
Product: ras-related GTP-binding protein A
Exons: 8
Coding region: 174-1118 (314 amino acids)
Biological process (GO): cellular response to amino acid stimulus; regulation of autophagy; cellular response to starvation
Cellular component (GO): lysosome; nucleus; Gtr1-Gtr2 GTPase complex
Molecular function (GO): GTPase activity; GTP binding
Source: RefSeq, a predicted model, not a curated record